GUGGUGAUGCGAAGUCUGCUGGGCAGUCCCAGGGGGAUGGCAGCCACCCAGGGGCUGGGGACACUCGGAGGCAUCAGAGGGGCCGUGCAGAACACCGAAGACACACCAUCACCAACGGUGUGGACUUCAGCAUGCUGAAGUACAUGAAGGAGCUGGAACAGGAGAAGGAUUUCCUGCUGCAGGGCCUGGAGCUGAUAGACCGGGCUCGGGAGUGGUACCACCAGCACAUCCAGCUCAUGCAGGAGCACCAGCAGCUCCUGGGGAAGAAGAGAACCAGUGCUGAUUUCCUUGAGGGCAGCCAGAGCCACCUGGGGCGCCUGGUCCCCAAGCUGCAGGAGGUGAAUCGCUGCCUGGGUGACCUUCUUUCUGCCGCAGGCAAGGAGGUGACUGACAAGAGCGAGCGCAUCACCCAACUGGAGCAGGAGAAAUCUGCCCUGAUCAAGCAGCUCUUUGAGGCUCGUGCCCACAACAACCAUGAGACAAGCCAGCUGGAUUCCACUUUCAUCUAG
This is a messenger RNA of Acanthisitta chloris (rifleman), 509 nucleotides long. RefSeq names its product suppressor APC domain-containing protein 2-like. The annotation marks the transcript as partial. The transcript is spliced from 4 exons. The record is from RefSeq and is a predicted model, not a curated record. Lineage: Eukaryota; Metazoa; Chordata; Aves; Passeriformes; Acanthisittidae.